AUGUCGAAACGUCUAUUUCUAAAAAUUGUUAGCGACGUGGAAGCGAACGACUCGUGGUUUCAAGAGGCCUUCGAUACGCGAGGUAGGAAGGGCUUUACGCCGUUGCAAAAGGUUACAUCGGCUAUUAAACAGCUCGCAACUGGUAGCAUUCCAGACGAGAACGACGAGUACUUGCAUAUGGCCGAAAGAACUUCCCGCGAGUGCCUAGAUAUUUUUGCGACACGGUUUGCAAAAUAUACGCUCCGGAGUUCUUUCGUAGACCGAGAAGCCAUGACAUGGCACUUUUAUACGAAGCUCAUGAGGAAAAGCAUCACCUUCCAGGUAUGUUCGGUAGCCUUGAUUGCACCCAUUUCGUUUGGCGAAUGUGUCCCACAGAGUAUUGAGGCCAGUUCACAAAACGAUAUCAAUGUGCUACAACAAUCCCCGUUAUUUUUAACGGAACGAAAUGGAACCGCGCCAAAAUGUCCAUUUUACGUUAACAACCAUUUAUACAAACGUGGUUAUUUGCUCAUGGAUGGAGUCUACCCCACAUGGUCCGUGUUUGUGAAAUUGAUCCCCUACCCUCACGAAGUAGACGAAAAGAAGUUCAAGAAGCAACACGAGGCGGCAAGAAAAUACGUCGAACGGGCUUUUGGUGUUUUGAAGUCGAAAUGGGGUGUAUUGAAUCGGCCGAUGCGAGCAAGUAGCGUUAGAAAAAUUACGAAUGUGGUGUACACAUGUAUUAUUUUACACAACAUGAUUUUAAAAGACGACGGAAACGCGAUAGCACCGGUACACAUUCGGGAUCCUCCGGUCGAGCCCGCUCUAGACGAUGCGGUGUUGGACGAGCUGAUGGAUGAAGACACGCAUUGGAGACUAAAACACGAUCUCAUGAAUCAUCUCGCAAGUCAAGAUUUACCCCUCCUUUUGAUCGAUUCCGACAAAGACUAG
Helianthus annuus (common sunflower) is the source of this 930-nucleotide messenger RNA. RefSeq lists its product as uncharacterized. Lineage: Eukaryota; Viridiplantae; Streptophyta; Magnoliopsida; Asterales; Asteraceae. The record is from RefSeq and is a predicted model, not a curated record. Bases 1 to 930 code for a protein of 309 amino acids. The transcript has 2 exons.